Messenger RNA from Hyposmocoma kahamanoa, 574 nucleotides. It is a transcript of the gene Prosalpha2, whose product is annotated as proteasome subunit alpha type-2. The record is from RefSeq and is a predicted model, not a curated record. The transcript has 6 exons. The coding region runs from base 14 to 574 and encodes 186 amino acids. Gene Ontology annotation, biological process: ubiquitin-dependent protein catabolic process. NCBI's taxonomy places the organism in Eukaryota, Metazoa, Arthropoda, Insecta, Lepidoptera, Cosmopterigidae. Gene Ontology annotation, cellular component: proteasome core complex; proteasome core complex, alpha-subunit complex.
UUGCUUUGUAAUCAUGGCGUCCGAGCGUUACAGUUUUUCUCUUACGACUUUUAGCCCAUCUGGUAAAUUGGUCCAAAUUGAAUAUGCAUUAGCUGCCGUUGCUGCCGGCGGCACUUCAGUCGGUAUUAAAGCGUCAAAUGGAGUCGUAAUAGCAACUGAAAACAAGCACAAGAGCAUUCUGUACGAUGAACAUAGUGUGAACAAGGUUGAGAUGAUCACAGGACAUAUUGGAAUGGUAUACUCCGGCAUGGGCCCGGACUACCGCCUCCUGGUGACACAGGCCCGUAAGAUGGCCCAGCAGUACUAUCUCAUGUACCACGAGCCCAUUCCGACUGCUCAGCUCGUGCAGAGGGUCGCUACUGUUAUGCAGGAGUACACACAAUCUGGUGGCGUCCGUCCCUUUGGUGUCUCUCUUCUAAUCUGCGGCUGGGAAAACGACCGGCCGUAUCUCUUCCAGUGCGAUCCCUCUGGGGCGUACUUCGCGUGGAAAGCCACGGCAAUGGGCAAAAACUUCAAUAAUGGGAAAACAUUCCUUGAAAAAAGGUAUGGAAAAGAAUUUAGUGUCAAUGAAUAA